AUGUAUUCUGAACAGGAUGCUGUUGUUGCUGUUGUUGCUGCAACUGCAGCGGAGAGUGUAGUUGAUGCUGUAGAGCAAGAUGAUGGUGCGAUUGAUGUGGGUGUUGUGGUUGGUGUGACUGCUGCUGCUGAGAAUGAUGAUGCUGUUGUUGUUGUUGUUGGGAGACGGGCAUUACGCCCAACUCAUCCAAAAGCUGAUGGGCCUGUGCCUGUGUGCCAGGAACGGCAUGCGGUGCUAAAGCAUCCCAAGGAUGGCUCGGAACGGAAGCUUGGGCAAGCGAAGGCCCUUGAGAGGCGGCCCCAGUGGUCACGGCAGAGGCAGUCGAGGCAUAAAAUGCGGAAGAAGCGUUUGGAGGAUAACCGCUAG
Protopolystoma xenopodis is the source of this 366-nucleotide messenger RNA. The record is from the annotation of a GenBank genome assembly. Lineage: Eukaryota; Metazoa; Platyhelminthes; Monogenea; Polystomatidea; Polystomatidae.